AGAUGGCAACCAGAAGACAACAAGCAAGUUUAUUUUUUGCAUUUGCUUUGAAAAUUCUGUUUAAACAUUAACAAGUUGGCAAGGGGCGCAUUGCUGACAACAAAUUCCGUCUAAAGUGCAACGAAAAAUACGUAAAAUAAAAGUGUGGCUGCUGCUAGCGCUCUUUUUUGGCAACUGGUCAGCCAAGAAGUAUAAAGAAAUGAAAGUGGAUUGAAAAUUGUGUGAUGUCAUGUCGACGGGCAGAGAUACAGAAUGUUAAUUGAAACUUCCCGUCCCGACAACUUGUGUUUAAAGCGUAGCAAGUGUGCAUUUAAAGUGCUGAAUCCUGGCAUUAAAGUGUUUGUGCUGAAAGUGGAAUAAACAAGUGCGUUUUGUUUCAAUAUAUAAAAACAGACAAACUCCAAUUUUUAUGACACCUUUAACGCUCAAGUGAAAUAGCAGCACAAAAGAGAAAAGGUGAAACGCACACACACACACACACACGCAUAACUAAACACACACGCACGCUGUGAGUGAGCUUUGUGUUAUUGUUGUGUGGUGCGGGAACGAACAGCAGCAGCCAAAAGAAUUUACUUUUUCUUAUUGAUUUCCCUCCAAAAAGAAAUAAAUAAAUAUACAUAAAAAAAAUAAUUCCGCCCAAGCAACAGAAGCAGCUGCAUUUGUCACGCCUACAAACAACUUGUGGUGCCGUCCUAAAGUUCUACACAUUCCCCUAGUCCCAUUACGCCCCCAACAUGUCCGCUGCCAAUGCCAGCGAUGACGCUGGAAAUGAGCAGGAGCUGCGCAUGGAAGUGGAGCGUCUGACACGCGAACUUGACCAAGUGUCCAGCGCUAGCGCACAGUCCGCUCAGUAUGGUCUAUCGCUGCUGGAGGAGAAAUCAGCGCUGGAGCAAAAAUGUGAAGAGCUGGAAACACUGUAUGAGAACACACGCCAUGAGCUGGAUAUAACACAGGAGGCUCUCACGAAAUUCCAAACCUCACAGAAGGUCACAAACAAGACCGGCAUAGAGCAGGAGGAUGCGCUGCUCAAUGAGUCUGCUGCUCGCGAGACUUCACUCAAUUUGCAAAUACUCGAUCUGGAGAAUGAGAGCAAGCAGCUGCGCCAUGAGCUGGAGCGUGUGCGCAAUGAACGCGAUCGCAUGCUGCAGGAGAAUUCGGACAUUGGCCGUGACAAGAGCGACAAUGAGGCGGAACGCUUGCGUCUUAAAUCCGAGCUGAAGGAUUUGAAAUUUCGCGAGACGCGCAUGCUGAGUGAAUACUCCGAGCUAGAGGAGGAGAACAUAUCGCUGCAGAAGCAGGUGUCCAGCCUGAGAAGCUCGCAGGUGGAGUUUGAAGGCGCCAAGCAUGAAAUACGCCGGCUGACCGAGGAGGUAGAGCUAUUGAAUCAGCAGGUUGAUGAGCUGGGCAAUCUCAAAAAGAUUGCGGAAAAGCAAAUGGAGGAAGCGCUGGAGGCGCUGCAAGGCGAACGUGAAGCCAAGUAUGCGCUUAAGAAGGAGCUGGAUGGACAUCUGAAUCGCGAGUCCAUGUAUCAUAUAAGCAAUUUGGCCUACAGCAUACGCAACAACAUGGAGGAUAAUGCCAGCAACAACUCCGACGGCGAGGAGGAGAAUCUAGCGCUGAAACGUCUCGAGGCUGAUCUCAGCACAGAGCUCAAAUCACCCGACGGCACUAAAUGCGAUCUCUUCUCUGAAAUACAUCUCAACGAGCUGAAGAAACUGGAAAAGCAGCUCGAGAGCAUGGAGAAUGAGAAAUCGCAUUUGACCAGCAAUUUGCGUGAGGCUCAGACCAGUCUGGACAAGUCACAGAACGAGCUGCAGAACUUUAUGUCACGCCUGGCGCUGUUGGCCGCACACGUGGACGCGCUGGUGCAGCUAAAGAAGCAAAUUGAGGUGAAGGAACAGUCACCAGCCAGCGCUAAAGAGCAGCAACAGGACGAGCAACUGCAGCAGCAGCUACGCGGCAUUAUUACACAAUAUACAAAUUGGUUUACACUCUCCGCCAAGGAAAUCGAUGGCCUCAAGACUGACAUUGCCGAGCUGCAGAAGGGCUUGAACUACACGGACGCUACCACCACGCUGCGCAACGAGGUGACCAAUCUGAAGAACAAGCUGCUCGCCACCGAACAAAAGUCGCUCGACCUGCAGAGCGAUGUGCAGACACUGACGCACAUUUCCCAGAACGCUGGCCAGAGCUUGGGCUCGGCGCGCAGCACUUUGGUUGCCCUAAGCGAUGAUCUGGCGCAGCUGUAUCAUCUGGUGUGCACUGUCAAUGGCGAAACGCCCACACGCGUGCUGCUGGAUCACAAGAGCGACGACAUGAGCUUUGAGAACGAUUCGCUUACGGCCAUACAAUCGCAGUUCAAGUCAGAUGUGUUCAUAGCACGGCCACAAAUCGUUGAAGAUCUGCAGGGACUUGCAGAUUCGGUGGAGAUUAAGAAGUAUGUCGACACUGUCAGCGAUCAGAUCAAGCAUCUGAAGAACGCCGUUGAGCACACCAUCGAUUUGAAUAAGCACAAAGUGCGCGUCGAGGGGGGUGAACCUGUUGAAAAGGGCAACACCGAGGAGCUGGAGGAACUGCAGGAGCAGAUAGUCAAGCUCAAGAGCUUGCUGAGCGUAAAGCGCGAACAAAUCGGCACACUGCGUAAUGUGCUCAAGUCAAACAAACAGACCGCCGAGGUGGCGUUGACCAAUCUCAAGUCCAAGUAUGAGAACGAAAAGAUUAUUGUGAGCGACACAAUGUCCAAGCUGCGCAACGAGCUACGUUUGCUCAAGGAGGAUGCAGCCACUUUCUCUAGUCUGCGUGCCAUGUUUGCUGCACGCUGCGAGGAGUAUGUAACCCAGGUGGAUGAUCUGAAUCGCCAGCUAGAGGCAGCUGAGGAGGAGAAGAAGACACUCAAUCAGCUGCUGCGCCUGGCUGUGCAACAGAAGCUGGCGCUAACGCAGCGUCUGGAGGAAAUGGAAAUGGAUCGCGAAUUGCGUCAUGUACGCCGUCCCAUGCAACCGCAGCGCGGCACCAGCGGCAAACCCUCGUUCAGCACGCGUCCGUCAAGCAGAAAUCCGGCUGGCAGCAAUGCGAAUCCAUUCUAACAUAAGAUUAGCGUGCAGCGUAAACUUUUGGCUUUAGUUUAUACUUUGCUUAAGUUGUAAAAGAAGUUAACCCACACACACACACACUCAAGCAACAGAAUACUGCAAUAUGUAUUUGAGAACGAGGCCAGUGCGGCUUAAUGUGUCUUUCCUAUUUAAAAUGAUAAUUCAUUGUAUCUGUUUCUAUUUGUAUUUAUUAAAAGUUUAGUUAGACGAAAGCUUUGUGUUAGGCAAAUCAAGCAACCACAAAAAGUUAUUAACGGUUAGUUACUUAAACGUCCAAUUAAUUUAAUUAAAAAACAAAUCAACACUAACGUAAUAAUUGUAUUUUUCUACAACAACAAUGAUGAUAUGUUUUAGUUCGUUUACGUUUGAGUUUUGUUAACUUAUCGCGUUGACUGUUUUUUGAUUUUUGUUAUCAACAACGCUGUGCGCAAGCGAAACUGAAUAAAACUAAAACGAUACGGAAAAUUGAUAAUGAUAAUGAUAUUGAAAACUGAAAUUGAAAUUGACAAAUGGCAACUUUUGUAUUAAUUGGCCUAAGAAACUACUAAAUGAGUAUUUUUUUUCUUCUAAUGGCCCAAACUGUACGUAAAAGCGAACAAGCAAAUAGUUUUUUAUAGGGCAUUGAAAGUAGAUUUCAACUAGCCCCCCCCAAGUGUAAAUUAUACAUAUACUUAUUGGAAAAUAUACUAUAGUACUAUGUGUAGCAAUGGGCUGCGUCUCAAAGACGAAGUUUUUGUAUUGAAUUGAAAAUGUAGUAAAUUAAUUUAUGUUUGCAAUUGAAAUGAGAAGAAAACGUAGUUUUUUGU
Drosophila busckii is the source of this 3898-nucleotide messenger RNA. RefSeq names its product protein bicaudal D (gene BicD). Gene Ontology annotation, biological process: protein localization to organelle; regulation of microtubule cytoskeleton organization; microtubule anchoring at microtubule organizing center. The coding region runs from base 735 to 3086 and encodes 783 amino acids. The record is from RefSeq and is a predicted model, not a curated record. Gene Ontology annotation, cellular component: cytosol; Golgi apparatus. NCBI's taxonomy places the organism in Eukaryota, Metazoa, Arthropoda, Insecta, Diptera, Drosophilidae. Gene Ontology annotation, molecular function: dynein complex binding; dynactin binding; cytoskeletal adaptor activity. The transcript has 7 exons.